This is a messenger RNA of Cucumis melo (muskmelon), 369 nucleotides long. RefSeq lists its product as uncharacterized. The transcript has a single exon. Lineage: Eukaryota; Viridiplantae; Streptophyta; Magnoliopsida; Cucurbitales; Cucurbitaceae. The coding region runs from base 1 to 369 and encodes 122 amino acids. The record is from RefSeq and is a predicted model, not a curated record.
AUGAAAGGUGUUUUACGAUUUGAAAAGAAAGGGAAGUUGAGUCCUCGUUUUGUUGGACCGUUUGAGAUUCUAGAGCGAGUUGGCCCUAUGCCGUAUCGUUUGGCAUUGUCGUUAUCACUCUCUGUUGUGCAUGAUGUGUUCCAUGUUUCGAUGUUGAGAAAGUAUGUGACAUAUCCACCUCAUGUGGUGGAUUACAAGCCACUAGAAAUUGAUGAGAAGUUAAGCUAUGCAAAACAACUAGUUGAGAUUCUGACUAGAGAGGUAAAGAUGCUACAUAAUAGACGAAUUGCUUUAGUCAAGGUUUUAUGGCGGAAUCACAAAGUUGAAGAGGCUACGUGGGAAAGAGAAGAUGACAUGAGAGCUCGUUAA